AUGACUAGGGAACAAAUUAUUAAGGAGGUCCUUAAACUUGCCAAUAGAACACCGAAUGCUGUACCUACAAGAACAGUUGACAAUAUCAUCGUUGAAAAAAUUGCUAUUGGUCAAAAACAACUUGAAUUAACAGUUGGUGCACAGCAGGAUACAUGUUUGUAUGGGGACGAGACACGGAAAUUUGGUAAAACAUACCAGACAUUUUUAUUAAGUGAUGAUAACAAACAAGUGUACUUUUUAGGACUCCGGGAUAUGCAUGAUAAGGCUGCCAGCACAACUUUGGAUAUGUUUGCAAAUAUUUUAGAUGACAUAUCAGACAUUUGUGAAACGUAUAGAAACAAUGACAUAACAUCACAUGGACAUAGUAUACUUUCAAACAUCAGAAAUUUUAUGUCUGACAGGGCCCAGACAAAUAUAGCAUUCACAGAACUGUUACAAAAUUAUCGAACAGAGAUAAUGCCUACAUUUUUACAAAAUUGGAAUGAAUUGACAAUUGGAGAACAAACCUCUACAGUUAAAUUGAUAGUGGCUGCCACUGAAGGUCCAUCUGAGGAGAGAGUUGCUAGAGAUGUUCCAUUAUUUGUUGGAAAAAAAGUUCUUCAUACAUUUAAGGAAGGAAAAUGGAAUGGUAGAGUUUUAAGUGUCGUAAAAGGAUUCCCAGAAUUUUAUAACAUUGUUUAUGAUUGUGACCUCGAUGAAUCAACUGCAACUAUUAGCAGUGCCACAGCCAUUUAUACCUACAAACUGAAGCAAGAGUACAGAGAUGGCAAUCUGGAAAUUCUUCCUGAGGCGGAUAUCACACAGAAUUGA
Mytilus californianus (California mussel) is the source of this 810-nucleotide messenger RNA. RefSeq lists its product as uncharacterized. NCBI's taxonomy places the organism in Eukaryota, Metazoa, Mollusca, Bivalvia, Mytilida, Mytilidae. The transcript is spliced from 4 exons. The coding region runs from base 1 to 810 and encodes 269 amino acids. The record is from RefSeq and is a predicted model, not a curated record.